Messenger RNA from Opisthorchis viverrini, 234 nucleotides. RefSeq lists its product as hypothetical. The record is from RefSeq and is a predicted model, not a curated record. The transcript is spliced from 2 exons. NCBI's taxonomy places the organism in Eukaryota, Metazoa, Platyhelminthes, Trematoda, Opisthorchiida, Opisthorchiidae. The annotation marks the transcript as partial.
AUGGUUGAAGCUAUUCAAACGGUUGCGCGCAGCCGAAUCCGCUACUGUAUCUGGUCGUCUGCUCUUAACGCCUUGUUUGGACAACAGUACUAUAAAUGUUUGCGAAUCCGCUGGAAACCUCAUAUACGAAGACCCACGGACAGCGAUUUUUCGAACGCGCGGGAUUAUCGGGCCUCAAAUGUGCUGCAAUACAUUCUGCCUGGAAAACUACUCAAUGACACGACGCCGACCUAG